Molecule: messenger RNA, 1797 nt
Organism: Babesia sp. Xinjiang
Lineage: Eukaryota; Apicomplexa; Aconoidasida; Piroplasmida; Babesiidae
Product: Pre-mRNA-splicing factor 38B
Exons: 12
Coding region: 1-1797 (598 amino acids)
Cellular component (GO): precatalytic spliceosome
Source: RefSeq, a predicted model, not a curated record
AUGGACGGCUCUAAGGAAGGUGUUGAGUCUACGGGAGGGAAUAGCGUUGUUGGUCAAGCCUCUUAUAAUAAUUCGGAGUAUAUUCAAUCAAAUUACACGCAAAACCCGAAUACCACCCAAACUGCCUUUACAACGGGAACUGGUUACCCUGCAUAUUAUGGAUAUGGUACAUAUACUGCAUACAAUUAUGGCGAUACAUCGAUAUCCGGGGUGGCGGCAGCUCAUACCAUAGGAGAUUCCUCCGUAACACCAAUGCUAGCAACAUCGGUACCAACGAUGGGUCCCAUAUCGCAAUCAAUAGGAACUCAGCCACAUUUAUUAUCUCAAAACAUUGCUUUAUCGACGGAAAAACAGUUAGAGAGCGUACAGCGCUGCCAUAUGCAUAAAAAACCUGAUCUAAACUGCAAAUUCUGUAGAAAGUAUAAGUCAGCAGUGCACGAAUUGAGCCGUUUAACAUCACAGAUCAACAAUCAAGAACCCGUAGAGAAACCUGAUCAGCUACCAAUGACCAAUUCGAGCACUUACAACCUGAACACCGUGCUAUUGACCAACAUAUUAAAUUCAGAUUAUUACAAAUCUUUGUCAACAAUGACUUCACAUCUCGAUGUGAUUAGCGAACUGGCACAGUAUGCAGACCAUGCAGAACCAUAUUGCAGCACAGCUACACGGGCACCAUCAACAUUAUUCUGCUGUCUACACAAACUGUUUACAUUACGACUAACUGAAAAACAAAUGGAAGAUCUAGUAGAUUGUACUAAAUCACCAUAUCCACGUUGUUGCGGGUUCUUAUAUCUAAGAUUCGUACUGCCGUCAGACCAGCUAUGGGUCUGGUUCGAACCUUACUUGAUGGAUGAUGAAUCGUUUGUUGUGAGCGUUAAUCCAACUCGAAAAACGACAAUAGGAGAAUUCUGCGAACGACUAUUGGUAGCAGACAAGUACUUCAAUACCGUACUACCACGACUACCAGUACGAUUCAAAAAUCGAUAUGGCCCUCAUUUAUGCAGCAUGAGCGAACAUCGACGACGGAGAGUUAGAAACCUAGAAAAUAUAGACGACUUUGUACCAGACAAAACUGCAUAUGCAUUUAUUCACGGUGAAUGGGUCGAGGGUAAAAUCGAGAGCGUUGCAAUGGACUAUCCUACAGUGACACUGAUAAUGAGCGAUGGAGAGAAGGAGAGCGUUGACAUAGGCUAUGUAUCUCUUACUAAGAUUGGACAAUCGGAUUCUAAGCGUCAUCGUGAGUCUGAUUUUCGGGGGAGCAGCAGAUCAAAAGCCAGUGAGAGCCCUAAGGAAUUCAAGAAUUCAAAAGAUGCUCUAUUGCGCGAAUUUAAACGAAGAGAAAGCGAAAGGGCAUUGGCUGUGGGCAAGGAUUAUGCCAAACGACCCACGUCAUUCAAAACAUCACUAUCGUCAAAAAUGGAUAACAAGCAUGGACGACUCACGUCUUGCAGCAAUACGCCACGUUGCCAGGGCGGUUAUCCGCUUCGUAUAGAGGUAGCAUUGGGAGAAGACACAAGCAAGGUCGAGCAACAAGAACUGAACCCGGAAUUCAUACGUAAGAUGCUACAACGCAUGGACUAUGGAGUACUGGUAGAGGCUGCGCGCUCGGUUGGAUUGGAACUGCCCGAUAGCUAUAGUGAUGCUGAUCUGGAGUCAGACACGUUCAUCUCACAGGUUCAUCGCUGUAUACUUGAGUUCCACGUUGUUAAGGGGACGCUAACGUGCCCAAAAUGUGACAGAGUAUACGAUAUCGACAACGGAAUCCCGAACAUGCUCCAUACCGACGCCAAAGAGUAA